Penicillium cinerascens is the source of this 1497-nucleotide messenger RNA. RefSeq lists its product as uncharacterized. The coding region runs from base 1 to 1497 and encodes 498 amino acids. The record is from RefSeq and is a predicted model, not a curated record. The transcript is spliced from 2 exons. Lineage: Eukaryota; Fungi; Ascomycota; Eurotiomycetes; Eurotiales; Aspergillaceae.
AUGUCCACCAUGACCGCACUGGAAAGGAGUCACUCCUGUACCUCCAGCACCUCGCUCUCCAUGUCCAGUCCGUCCAUCCGACGCGAAACCACACCGCCUGGCUCCGAACUGUCCCUCUCCCAUCUCCAUGACCGCAUGAAUCAGUUGGACUCGCGUGUGCUCGAACUUCGAUCUACCGUCCUUACUAAGGAUGGCUAUGUCGACCGCAGGAACCGCGAGGACGAGCACAUCCGCCGCGAAUUCGAGGCCCACCGUGCCAUCUCUCAUCGAAUCGACCUCAACGUUGUGGCACUGCGCUCUGAUGUCGAUCAGAUCAAGACUAGUAUCUUCCAGCUGAAGACUAGUAUUGGUCAGGCUGGCACCGAGACGGUGUUCCUGCGUGGUGAUGUCGAUCGGUUGCAGAAGAGUGUGGAUCAGUUUCAUGCGGAUCUGGAGCAGAUGAGGACGGAGGCUUGUGCCACGCGGAUUGAUAUUAGCAAACUCCAAGCCGCCUCCAGCCAGCUUCGCACCGAUCUGGUUACCUUGGACCACAAGAUAUCACGCCAGUUUCACCAUUUGAACUCGCGUAUGGACUCGAUUGAAUCACGCAUGAGACAUUCCGAUCGUGUCCGCUUCAACUCUCUCGCCCACACCAUCUUCGCUCCCAUCAGCCCUGUCCCCGUCAUCUGUGAUGACGGUGCUCUUGAGUGGCCCAAAUACUUCCCGCGCACGGUGUGGAAGUUCUGGUGUCUCAAGAAACGAAGUCGAGUUCAUCGCCUGGUUGAACUCGCGGAAUUUUAUGAGCUGGGUGGUUACCAGGAUUGGUGUCGGAUGCACCAAGGCGACAUGUUUGCCGACAGUGAUUCAAGUGAUUCAAGUGAUGGAUCAUUCAGUAUCACUCGGGAAGAGGCUGUUCGUCGGUUCCCCGAAGCCGCACACCAGGCACUCGCCGCAACCCUGGGUCUUGUGUACUACAAGAUCCGCAACGAGGUGGGAGAAGGCCCCAAUGCCGUGCCGACUCGCCCGCUGAAGCGUCAGCAAGAAGACGUUGCCUCCACAAGCUCGAGCACCAAGUCCAAGCCCGUGAAGAUGCCGCGCAGACCGAGUGUCUCCGACACUUUCCUGCACCGGUUAGUCACUGGCCCCUCUGUGACCGAGUCCAAGUCAUCGGUGUCUGAGGAGUUUGACAAGUUGGGGUGGAACCCGUUCUCAGAUGUCUCCGACGACGCGAUGAGCAAGCUGCGAUCAAUUGACCCGCAAGACAUUGGCACCGUGCUUCGUGCUUUGGAACAGGGACGUCUCAAGCUGAAGCCCAGUGGAUCUGAGAAGGCACGCAUGUCUCCAACCGAGUCCAAGGCCAGUCAUGGCCUCGGAAAGUCUGCUGAACAGCCCGAGGUACCCACCGUACCAAAUACUGUUCCCACCCAGCCAGUUUCUUCGCAGCCCAGCAGGGCUAUGCCUGCAUCUGUGCCCGAUAUACCUGAGACUGCUUCCGAUACGGAUAGCGCUACCUCUUGA